Durusdinium trenchii is the source of this 1875-nucleotide messenger RNA. Lineage: Eukaryota; Dinophyceae; Suessiales; Symbiodiniaceae. The record is from the annotation of a GenBank genome assembly.
AUGGUCCUAGACCGGUCCAUGCGAGUGCUCUCAUUGGCAUUGCUGUGCGUUUCCGCAGAUGGCAGCACAGAAGCGAUUUCAGACUGCGAAUGGCCAUCCUGCAUGCCACACUGCAUCCCAUGUGAGAACAGAAAGGUGGGAACAUGCUACAUGUUUGGAUGCAGUUCAUCGAAAGGACCUACUGACUGUUUUCUGGGGAAGUGCCUUUGCAAAGAUGGUUACUGCGCCGAUGGAGAAAUGUGCAAACCACAGGUGUGCAUUAAGGGCGCUGAACCACCUCCCUUCCACCCAAACAACUUUCUCAUCCUUUUCAGCUCCAUGAGCAGCAUGGAACAGUUUCCGAAAUACGAAGAGCUGCAAAACGAGUACAUGAAUCAUAUACUGCAGAUCAUCCCUGUACCUCUAUUGCUUUUGCUGAUUGGCAUCGUAGUGUCAAUCACCACAUGUGCAUGCAUUUGCUGCGGAGGAGGUAGUGGCUACCACUACAGCAUGGAUUUCUCCGAUGUUCAGCAUGACGAAAAUAUUGGCCUGGUAUCAGGCAAAACGGGACGCCCAUUAAUCUCAGAGGAGGAAUUUGCUCGACGGGCCUGGAAGAAGCGGCCAGCGUGUUGCCCUAUGUUUUGCACAUCGUUGCUGAUCUUCUGGAUGUGUUUUGUUGGCGCCAUUUUCCGCUUCAGAAACUACCAGUAUUCCGAGUAUGUGAUCCUCGAGUCGUUGGAAAGAGCAGAGGAAAACGCGGCGGAGAUUGCCAAUGCAAGCCUCACCAUCAACCAGACAAUUUCGGAUUUGCACGACAACUUGGUGGAGAUUCCACUGUCGUGCAAGACGGAAGACAAGGUCGUCAAACAUAUCCUGUAUACUUUCACCGCGAAUGCGCUUGGAGCCAUUGACGACUAUGUGGACCAGGUAUACAGCAUUGUGGACAUAGUGGUGCCAAUUCCAGAACAAAUCGCAGAGUUUCGCAAAUUUGCCUCAGGCCAUCGAAAGCUGAGUGUGCGGUUGCCAUUGGCCCCGCUGCUUCUCAUGGCCGUGAUUUGUGGUGGUAUUGUGCUGGAGGCCACGAUGACAACGUGCUGCAGGAGCAGUAGUCUUACCAGAUGUGUGGAUACAGGUUUGAAACUGGCAGCUGUGAUAUUUGCACUGAUUAUUCUCGUUGUUACGUUCCUGAUCUUUGUAGAGACUAUCCUGCUGAUCACUUUGAGCAAGUUCUGUGAGGAUGUUGACAACAAUGUCCUCUCCUACAUCAACUCGACAACGUGGAACGUCUCCAAUGUUAUUCCCGAAAUUGCUGAGUACUACAUUCGUGGUGCAGACAAGAACCCCAUUGUGGAGUAUGAUACAUUGGCACUCAAAUACAUUAAUCAAAUCCAGGACUACUACAUGAAGGCAUCAAUAGCACUUGCAGGUUUCGGAAUGGUAUGUCCAGCCUUCAUGACAUUGGAUGUCAAUGCUAUCGCCCGAAAAGCCAAAGAUAUUCUAGCAAGGGCGAGAAUCUUGCUGAAGGGUGACAACAUUUACCCGUACUACAUCCAGGUGGUGCGAUGGGGAAUUUGCAACAUUGUUAUCUCUGGGGUUGGAUGGAUGUGGGUUUUGCAGGUUGUUGUCGGUUUGGUUUUGUUUCCUUUAUGUGCCAUUUUGACGCACAAGUUCCUGGUGGGCUGGGCCGCAUGGAUCAAGGUUAAAGAGGCGCGCAGGCAGCGGAUGGCUGCGUCCGGGAUCGAAGGAGCUAGUUCAGAUUCUGACGAUGAAGAGGAUGACAGCGACGAGCAAGACUCAGAGAUGUCGGACAGAAGCCCUGGGCGAAGCCCCAUCACAGGACGACAACUGUCCGGAAUAUCGGGCCGAAAUGCCUGGCUGCCAAAACGUUUCUUUUAA